UCACAUGAUACAGGCAACAUUUUUCAAGAAAAUGUAGGUCUCUCCAUUUUCAAACAUCUGCUCUAAUACCUUAAUCUAUGGCAAGACAGAGUAUCCACCAGAAUGGACUUCCUCCAGUCUCUCCUCUCCAAAGAAGCUAACAGAAGUGUAGCCAUUGCAAAGCUGCAGUCAGAGCACAUUAACAGCCAACAGCACAUCAAGGACCUGGAGACGAGGCUAGAGGAAAUACAAGAUAAUCUUCUAGCCAAGUUGCAAGCUCUAGAUAUUAUUCAGGGGAAAAAUGCUGAUCUGCAACAAGAAAUCAUUUCAUUGAAAAGCUCACUUGGAAAUAUUGAAGGAACUGAGGCACCACACUGUCAAUUGCCCUCCGCGUCGCUCCAGUCCCAGCAUGCUGAUGAGUCUAAAGCAAGCAUCUCAUCCAAGUCUUCGGAGAAAGUACUGUAUUCAGCGUGCACGCCGUCUACUUCAGCGGAUGCUGUGGUACCUGGAAAACCAUUGUCUAGAAUAGUCAGAUUUCCUGCAGAAUCAUUUGUGACACCAGAGAAAACUUUAGCCACCGGCAGCUCUAGCUUUUUACUGUCAAAAGAACACAUUCCUGGCUCCAGCUAUUCCAGCCUUGACACUGAUAAGCUUGGGCAAGGUCAGGACUACAUCAAAGCUUUAUUUGCUGGCUCCAAGAAGACCAGCUUAGAACCAGUGGGGAAUGUAGGAAAGCAUCAUGCUCCAGAUGCAUACCUCCACUCCACAGCAUCAAGUGCUGUCGGAAAUCUUAAAAUUAUUGAAGUUCAUUCAGAUGGUCAUUAUGUGAAGAUCCUUAACAGUUCUCCUGAUAAAGAAGAGGGUAUUGGGGAUUAUACUCUCCAGCAGAACCUCAAUGGCCACCCAGUAGCGAUCUUCAGAUUCCCCCCUAAGAUCAGAAUGAAGGCUACUGCUGCAAUAACAGUGUGGGCUGCAUGUUCUAAAAUGCCUCAUAAACCUCCAGAUUAUCUCUGGAAGGAGCUUGAAAAGUUUAAAUCAGGUCCAGAAUGUACCACCAUCCUUUGCAAUCCUGGUGGGCAGGCUGUUGCUUGGUAUACACCAAUAAAUUGGAGCCAAAAGCAAACGGUGGAAGAAGAAUGUGAUGAAAGCAACCUUAAAAACACCAGAAAGCCGCUGGCUGGAGUACGCCAGCUAAGAGAGAGAUCAGAAACUAGAAUAUUCAACACACUGCAGACACUUGCCAGCCAAAGUCUUGCAGAGGGAAAGGAACCAGAUUUCAUUAUGAGAGAAGAAAAGAAACCACCUAUUCUGAAUCCAGUUCAGAGUUCUUGGUGCCAAAGUCCAAGUUCUCCCACACAUCCUCAUUAUUCUGUGCAAAGGCAGAGUGAGGGAAGACACUUGAAAAAUCUGCCCAAAAAAUCUGAUGCAGGCCCUGGCAUUCAGUACACAGAAGGCAUCCGUGCCAUAAAGUCAGCAACAGGAGGUGGUAGCAGCAAAAGUAGAGCAAGGCUGACGCGAUCAGCAGGGCCUAAUUUAGGCGGAGUGAUUUAUGUCGGUUCAGCUGCACCCAUCGGCUCUGCUUUACAGAAGUAUUUUGCUCAUUCGUCUUCCAACUUCAGUCUCCUGGCCCACCCUCCUUUUUACUCCCAUUAACUUUCUCCAGCAUCUCACAAAGUAUUCAUGAAUAGAACUGAAUUAUUUUCAAAGCACUCUACCACAGAAACAGUUGUGUGAUUCAUUGCUCCAGGAAGAAGAUGACUUGGAUAUUCAGAGCCACUCUAAACUUUAUGUUUGAUUUUUCCAAAACCUGUAUGUGUCUGAAGGUAGUUUUGCUACUUCCUAAUUAGUGGAUCUAUCAGUCACCUUGGUGCUGCCUGGUAAAACCCCUUCCACUGACAAUAUAUAAGACUGCAAUGCUGGACCCUGUAGUACCCCAUAGACUUCUGUAGGGGUCUAGCAACACAUGUGGGUUUAAGGUCAUAAAAUAUCACUCACAAAUAAAAGAAAUUCCAUGGAAAACCUGUGCUGCAGUCCUGCUCCGAGUGAUGCUGCUUCAACCCCAUGGCAAUCAAUGGCAUUUAAGCAGCCUGACUGUGAACAGGCUUGUAUCCUGGUCUUUAAGAAACUAUACUAGCACAAUUUCCAUCAGAAUGAAUGGGGUGGCACCCAGCUUUGUGAACAGCAGAGUUUCAAAGCCAGCCCCCGCCCCCACCAAAGGGAUCAAUACAUGUUUAGCUCAUGUCUUCAUUCACAACAUUAACACUACAUAACAACAAUGGUGGAUCUACAGGCACCAUGGGCAGCCUUGUCCAAUAUAUCAGUUCCCAAAAUGAUGCUGAAGUUCGGGCCUGCACAAUUUGUGACCCAUCAAAAUGAGUGCAACCCACUGACCAGCCCUGCAAGGUGCUUGAGGACCUUCCUGUUUUGCAGUCCCAGGCAGGCAGCAAAACAAAAAAAAAAUUACUGAGUUUCUUGUAAGUCAUCACACACAGAAGUGAGGUACAUUUGGCUUGUGAAUUGCCAGGCCGGCUUGCACUUGGUUUCAUGAGCUGGAAACAGACUUUUUUCUUCUUCAUAUAGUUAAAGUGGUGUGAUGGAUUCAUUGCUUCCCCCCACCCCCCACUAACAUAUCUGAUCCAGUAGAUUGUGUAGUGCUUAAAAACCUGCAAAUCUGUUGGACCAGAAAUGGUAGUGGGACCCCAAAAAUGAUUGUAUACAUGAUAAGCUAUGAAAACUGUUAUCCUCCUUCAGCAUCUCUUACAAAUGGUUUUCUGUCUCUCACCAUGGUAUGGAAAACAGCUCCUUGCAUUCUACAACAAUGAAGAUUCUGAUGCUCAGAUUCUGAUGCUCAAAUUUAUUUUAAUCAGCCCAGCACUGUCUCACCCUGACAUUGCAGUAGGCAACUGGGAAAGACAGAGAUACAGCAGUAGCUACAACCAACUCCUUGGUCAGCUGAUUGACCUGUUCAGUGCAAUUUUUAAUUACGUGAUCAUUUACUCUAUUUUUUCAUCAGACAUAAGGUCUUACUUUAUAAUUAAUGUCUGUAGUAGAAGCCAAUAUUAAAUCAGGAUAUUCUUGUCCAUAAUAAAUCAGUUUUGUCCAGUU
Molecule: messenger RNA, 3084 nt
Organism: Hemicordylus capensis (graceful crag lizard)
Lineage: Eukaryota; Metazoa; Chordata; Lepidosauria; Squamata; Cordylidae
Gene: LMNTD1
Product: lamin tail domain containing 1
Exons: 11
Coding region: 103-1632 (509 amino acids)
Cellular component (GO): nuclear envelope; cytoplasm
Source: RefSeq, a predicted model, not a curated record